This is a messenger RNA of Nymphaea colorata (pocket water lily), 6763 nucleotides long. RefSeq lists its product as uncharacterized. Gene Ontology annotation, molecular function: protein kinase activity; ATP binding; protein binding. Lineage: Eukaryota; Viridiplantae; Streptophyta; Magnoliopsida; Nymphaeales; Nymphaeaceae. The record is from RefSeq and is a predicted model, not a curated record. Bases 305 to 6625 code for a protein of 2106 amino acids. The transcript has 48 exons. Gene Ontology annotation, biological process: protein phosphorylation.
GUGGAUAAGCGUCGCUUGGUUUAAGCCUCACGAGAACUGGCACCACCGCUGGCAAACUGUACAUGCCAGCCGACUUUCUCUCCACCUCUCGGAAAGCUGUUAGUUGUCCGGCCAGAUGACGGCCUGGUAGAGCAGCUGAGUUGAUGGAGUGAUCGGAUCAAGAUCAGGCGACGCCGUCUUUCUCUCCUCAUUCCGUGCAGCUGGUCGACCUGAUCUGCCCUCCGCAGUCUCGGUCCACCGCUGCCGAGGCUUCUAAAAGACGCUUCAGAGUAGCCGACGCCGUCAAACGAAGCGAGUGAAUAAGAUGUCAUUAAUCAUUGGCGGCCGAGUUGAUCGCUGGAGCUCCUCCACCCUCUUUCUCUCCCUUAGCUUCUUCUUACUCUUAGUCUCUUCCUUACAUUUCACCUUGGCACAAACUUCCAACUGUUCUCUGGGUCCGGGCGAAAGGGCUGCUCUGAAGGAGAUCGGUAGCAUCCUGGGGAAGAAGAACUGGAACUUCAGCGUUAACCCUUGCAGUGGUUUAUCAGGAUGGGUCGACCUGAACCCCGUGAAGGGAUUCGCCAACGAUGUUCAAUGUACUGGGCCAAUAAACAACACUCGGUCAAUAAACACUACCAACUGUUACGUUAGCAGCAUACUGCUCCAAUCUCAAGGCCUCGCCGGAAUACUUCCGAAGAACCUGACUAAAUUGCAACAUCUUGGCCAACUUGAUCUCACUCGCAACUACUUGAGUGGAACAAUACCAAAGGAAUGGGCUGCGCUCCGAAUCGUCAAUAUAUCUCUCAUGGGGAACCGCUUAUCUGGUCCUAUUCCAAAGGAACUUGGGAGCAUCAUGACCCUCAAGAAUAUAUCACUUGAAGGGAACCAGUUAUCUGGAAAUAUUCCCCCACAAAUUGGAAAUUUGAUCCAUUUGGAGAGGCUGGUCCUUUCAUCAAAUAAUUUUAGUGGAGAAUUGCCACAAACAUUGAAAAGCUUGACAAAUAUGACUGAUUUUAGGAUAAGUGACAAUGCCUUUUCCGGGAAGUUUCCUGAAUUUAUUGGGAAGUGGGUGAACCUAACUAUCCUAGAAAUUCAAGGCACUAAUCUUAUGGGGCCCAUUCCCCCUGGCCUAAGCAGCUUGACAAAACUAUCAAAGUUGGUAGUUAGUGGCAUAAGUGGAACAAGUUCAAACUUCCCUGACAUAAGCAAAAUGACUGGCUUAAAAACACUUCUUAUGGGCAGGGUAUUGCGCAAUUGUAUGCUGUCUGGUCAAAUUCCUGAAAAUAUUGGUGCACUCAAAGGCUUGAAACUACUUGACCUGAGUUUUAAUAACCUGACAGGUGAGGUGCCAAAAUCUUUAGGAGGCACAAAGUUAAUGUUCUUGUUUCUGACAAACAACAGCCUGACUGGCACACUAACAAAUGCAUUAACGUCGCAAAAAAACUGGGAUUUUUCAUACAAUAACUUCACAAACGUGCCUGAUGAAGGUUGUUUGCCUGAAAGCGCCAAUUUAGUCAAAAGUGUGAAGGCGUGGGAAAAAGACAACAUCAUACAUUCUUGCUUGAAGGGAAGCUGCAAAAGUAGAAAACCAAAAUACCUUUCUUUUCACGUGAACUGUGGUAGCAAGGAUUCAGUUACUGUUGGGAACACGGUGUUUGAGGGAGAGGAUUUUACAAAGGGUGCUGCAGUUUUCUUCACAACUAAACCGAGCUGGGCAUUGAGCAACACAGGGACUUUCCUGGACAAUGAUAAUGAUGAUGAUAGCUACACUGCUUCGGGUAACCUAAGUUUUGUGCCUGAAGCAAAAGCAGAAGCAAACUUGUACACAAACGCUCGUAUUUCUCCAAUCUCGCUCAAAUACUACGGGUUGUGCCUCUAUAACGGGCUUUAUACCGUGAAGCUUUACUUUGCUGAGAUAGUUAUAUCUAAUGAUAAGAAUUUUAGCAGUCUGGGGAACCGUAUUUUCAAUGUGUAUAUUCAGGGGAAGCUCGAAAAGAAGGAUUUCAAUAUAAAAAAAGCCGCUGGUAUGUCUGGGAAAGCCAUCGUUCUAAAUUUCACUAGCGUGAACGUAACGGAUAACACACUCGAGAUUCACUUCUUUUGGGAUGGAAAGGGCACUACAGGGAUUCCAGCAAGAGGAGUAUAUGGUCCUCUUGUAUCAGCCAUUUCUGUAGAAGCUGAGUUCUCGAAGCCCAAGGACAUGAAGGUUAUCAUUGCAGUAGUGAGUGGUUUGCUGUCUUUUUUCUUGUUGAUAUUAUUGGUUGUUGGCAUUCUAUGGAAGGUCGGGUAUCUGCGCAGGCAAGAAGAACCAGCUUUUGCAGAACUUGACAAACUUGACCUCCAAACUGGUUCCUUCACUUUGAGACAAAUUAAAGCAGCCACAAUGAACUUUGAUGCUGUUAACAAGAUUGGGGAAGGAGGUUUUGGAUCUGUUUACAGGGGUCAUCUAUCAGAUGGGACCGUUAUCGCAGUAAAGCAGCUUUCUGCCAAGUCAAAGCAGGGAAGCCGUGAAUUCAUCACAGAGAUAGGCCUCAUUUCUGGCUUGCAACACCCAAACCUCGUAAAGCUUUAUGGUUGCUGCACUGAAGGCAGAGAACUGUUACUUGUAUAUGAGUACAUGGAAAACAAUUCUCUUGCCCAUGCACUGUUCGGUCGCAAAGACAAUAAACUGAAACUGGACUGGCCUACACGGCGUAACAUUUGCAUUGGAAUAGCUAGAGGUUUGGCCUACCUUCAUGAAGAGUCCACUUUGAAGAUUGUGCACAGAGACAUAAAAUGUACCAACAUUCUGCUUGACAAGGAUUUGAAUGCUAAAAUAUCAGAUUUUGGGCUUGCCAAGCUUGAUGAAGAGGAAGACACACAUAUCAGCACUCGCAUCGCUGGAACAUUUGGAUAUAUGGCACCAGAAUAUGCGAUGCGAGGUCAUCUAACUUACAAGGCAGAUGUUUACAGCUUUGGAGUCGUCGCUCUUGAAAUUGUUAGUGGAAAGUCUAAUGCAAGCAGCAAGCAAGCAGAAGAAGGUUAUUACCUUCUAGACGAGGCAUUUCUUCUUCAAGACAGAGGGUACCUUCUAGAGCUUGUGGAUCCCGAAUUGGGUUCAAACUACUCUAAGGAAGAAGCCAUGAUUAUGCUUAAUGUGGCUCUUCUCUGCACCAAUUCGUCCCCUUCUCUUCGGCCAACAAUGUCAAUAGCAUUGAGCAUGCUUGAAGGUCGAUUAGCCGUGGAACCUCUGCCUCCAGCACCAGCAUCAUCUGCCCACUUAAGAAAUAGAAAGCCUAGAGAAUUUUCUCAGACCAGAAAGCCGAGUCGAAGCCAGAGUUGGAGCUACAGCCAUUCGAUGGAAAUGCAGUGGACCGGAUCCUCUAUUUCUGGUCCUCAACCUAAUGAUGAUAGUGAGCAUCUUUUGGCAGAAAGUUCCCUGGAAAUCUACCGGUCAAUCUGGAUUCAGGGCGCCAUUACCAGAGAGAGAGAGAGAGAGCAGCGAAGGACGCAGGGGUUGGCGAUUAUGAUAUUGAUGCUGGUGAUGGAGAAGCGGAUAUGGUCGACUACAAGUGAUGGUGCUGGAGGUGAUCACCGAAUCCGAAGUCGAUCCCUUCUCCUUUUCGGCUUCGUGGUCUGCAUGGCGUUGGUUCUAGUCGCUAGUCCAUCUUCCGCGCAGACCCCCACACGUUUGGCUCCUGAUGAAGUGAGUGCACUUCGGCAAAUAGCAAAGACCCUGGGCAAGACAGAUUGGAACUUUGAAGUGGAUCCCUGCAGUGGAGAAUCGGGGUGGGCUACCCCCAAUCUACAGAAAGGAUUUGAGAAUGAUGUUACAUGUACUUGCCCUGAAAACGUUACAGGUUACUGCCAUAUUAAUAGCAUAGUGCUCAAGAGACAAGGCCUCCAAGGAACACUACCGAAGGAACUGACGAGGCUGCCAUUCCUUCGUCAAUUUGACGUCUCUUGCAAUUACCUGAAUGGAACAAUACCAAAAGAAUGGGGGGCCCUCCAAAUUGUCCGUGUGUCUCUCUUCGGAAACCGCUUAUCAGGUCCUAUUCCAAAGGAACUUGGAGACGUUAUCACCCUUGAGAACCUAUCACUUGAAGGAAACAAUUUCUCUGGAGAAAUACCCCCACAUAUUGGAAAUUUGACCAAUCUCAGGGAGAUAGCCCUCUCUUCAAACAAAUUUACAGGAGAACUACCGCAUGCUUUGGGGAGAUUAACGAAUAUAAUUGAUUUUAGAAUAAGUGAUAAUCUAUUUUCUGGAAAAUUGCCUGAUUUUAUUGUCAAGUGGACACGACUACAACGACUACAGAUCCAAGGCACUCCACUUGCAGGGCCUAUCCCAUCUGGCAUCAGCGAACUAGAGCAUCUAUCACAGUUGAGGAUUAGUGACAUAGCUGGAACAAAUGCAGAAUUCCCCAAUCUAAUCCGGAUGAAGAACUUAACACAAUUGAUUCUGAGGAAUUGCAUGCUAUCCGGUCAAAUUCCUGAUUAUAUUGGUCAAUUAACAAGCUUGCGAUUACUAGACCUAAGCUUCAACAACUUGACAGGUGGGCUGCCAGACUCUCUUAAGUUUCUCAAGCGGUUACAGUUCAUGUAUUUCACGAACAACAGUCUAACUGGCCUUCUAUCUGAUUGGAUACUGGGAACCAGCAUGGAAGUGGACUUGUCAUACAAUAACUUCACAGGCAUGGCUUCUGGUGCAUCAGUUAGUUGUACACAAGGAAAAGCAAAUUUAGUUAAAGGUUUUUCAACAGCAUCGGGACACCAAAAUGUUAUACACCCUUGCUUGAGGAAAAGCUGUGAUGACAGAAAACCAAAAUACUUUUCUUUUCAUAUAAAUUGUGGGAGCAGUAAAUCAGUUACUAUUGGGAGCAGAACAUUUGAUGGGGAUGACGGAGUAAAUGGUGGUGCAACCUUCUUUGUUAGUUCUCAAGGAAACUGGGCAUUAAGCAGCACAGGGACUAUCAUGGACAAUAAUGAUGACACUGACGUGUACACAGUGUCCAACAGCUCAAUACUCUCCAUGCCUAACCCAGAAUUGUACAUGGUAGCGCGCAUUUCUCCACUCUCUCUCAAAUACUACGGACUAUGUCUCUGGAAUGGGCCUUACACAGUGAAACUCUACUUUGCUGAAAUAGAGAUAACUGAUGAUAAAAACUGUAGCAGCCUGGGGAAUCGUAUAUUUGAUGUGUACAUCCAGGGGAAGCUAGAACUGACAGAGUUCAACAUAAAACAAUUUGCCAAUGGAUUUGGGAAGACCACAGUGCAGACAUUUCAUGUGAAUGUGACAACUAACAUACUGGAGAUUCAUUUCUUUUGGGCUGGAAAAGGCACUGAAAGAAUUCCAAGGGCCGGAGUAUAUGGUCCUCUUAUUUCAGCAAUUUCUGUUGAAUCUGAUUUCCAGCCUCCUGGGGAAAGGCAUAGCAAGAAGAUCGUCAUUCUUACUGUGAUUUGUGUGGCAUUUCUUUUGUUGAUGUUCUUGAUUAUUGGCAUCAUUUGGAAGAGCCAUGUCUUAUGCUGGAGACCAGUGGAAAUGGAACUUCAGCGACUUAACCUCCAAACUGCCGUCUUCACUUUGAGGCAAAUUAAAGGAGCCACAAAUAACUUCAGUGCUGGUAACAAGAUUGGGGAGGGAGGUUUUGGACCUGUUUACAAGGGUUAUUUAUCAGAUGGGACCAUUGUUGCAGUUAAACAGCUUUCUUCCAAGUCAAAGCAGGGAAGCCGUGAAUUUAUCACUGAGAUAGGCAUGAUUUCUGCGUUGCAGCACCCGAACCUUGUGAGGCUCUAUGGCUGUUGCACUGAGGGCAAACAACUGUUACUUGUAUAUGAGUACAUGGAAAAUAACUCUCUUGCCCAAGCUCUGUUUGGCCCAGAAGCAAAUAAAUUGAAGCUGGAUUGGUCCACCCGCCAUAAGAUCUGCAUUGGCAUAGCCAGCGGUCUGGCUUACCUUCAUGAAGAAUCUGCUCUGAAAAUUGUUCACAGAGAUAUCAAAUGUACAAAUGUUCUGCUUGACAAAGACCUGAACGCCAAAAUAUCUGACUUUGGGCUUGCCAAGCUUGAUGAAAAUGAGAACACCCACAUCAGCACUCAUAUCGCUGGAACCUUUGGUUACAUGGCACCUGAAUAUGCAAUGCGUGGUCACCUGAGUUUCAAGUCCGAUGUCUAUAGCUUUGGAGUUGUUGCUUUAGAAAUAGCUAGUGGGAAGAGCAACACAAAGUAUAAGCAUUCGGAAGAGGAUGUUUACCUUUUAGAUUGGGCACGUCUUCUUCAGGAUAAAGGGACGUUAUUGGUGCUGGUAGACCAAGAUCUGGGUUCUAACUACUCGAAGGAACAAGCCUUGACCAUGCUUAAUGUGGCUCUACUGUGCACCAAUCCAUCCCCUUCACUUCGGCCAACAAUGUCAACUGUUGUGAGCAUGCUUGAAGGCCAGACUUCUGUACAGUCCCCACUUCCAUCUCACGAACUUUCGAGUGCUGAAUUGCAUAACAAAACACGUGGGAUACUUACUCCACAGAGUGGCAUCCAAAGCCAGGCCUAUUCGAAAGUGCCGUGGAGUGUAUCUUCCAUAUCUGACCUUGAGGAGGAAGAAGAGAGUGGAUAUUUUUUAGCAGAACGAUCCCUGGAAAUUCGUAGUUGUAAUGAAGAAAAUGCUACAACCUAGUGCAGUAAUGAUGAAUCCACUGCUUGACUGCCUUAGAUCAGUCAGCUAUUAUUGUUCUUUGUAUACUUAGAAUGGAUAUGAGGACCAUAGGCUAUGCCUCUAAAAAUAUUAAAUUUAUUAAAUUAGUAGCUUCACUCA